AUGCUACUUAGCCUUGAGUCUCUCCGCACAAAAUUUGGGUGGUCCAGGCACACGCUCCAACGGUUUGCUCCCAUCUGGGACGCCAUCCCCACAGCUGUGCCACCCAACCCUCCACCGGCCCUUCAGCAACAAACACUACCGUGCCCCCCCCGCCCCGCCGGCCAACCACUACCUCUCCCACUGCCACCACCGCUCCGUUCCUCCCUACCAUACCUUGCCCACCCUCUUGGCCGCACCUUCUUUGUCCCUACCCCGGGCUACGAAACCCUACACAUCCCUGUCCACGCCAUGCUAGUCAUCCCUCACCACCUCACCCAUCAGGAUGGACAACCCCCCACCCUCAGCUACCGCAUCGGACAGCGCAAUAAGAUUGCUGUCACCUUCUGGCACGAACUCCGCAAAGACUCCGACAUCUGGUACUCCCCUACACCGCGCGAAGCGCGCGGCCGCCACAGACUGGUAUCCAUUACCGACUGUGCAGUACUUAUCGGCAACCUCCUACCCACCAGCCGAGACCAACGCCACAAGUUUAUUCCCUGGACCGACACGUCAUGGACUGACACACGUACCCAUAUCACCCACAGCGGGAAAAAUAACCGCUCCCUCAUUGCCUCCACCGCGAGAGGCACCACCGACCGGACCCAAAGCCCUACAGGGCGCCAGCCGGCCCAGCAGGCAACGCCGGCCUGUACCGCAUGCCACCGCCUAGCGGACACUACUUUAUGUCCCGACUGUGGCCAAUGA
Messenger RNA from Aphanomyces astaci, 744 nucleotides. RefSeq lists its product as hypothetical. The transcript is spliced from 2 exons. The record is from RefSeq and is a predicted model, not a curated record. NCBI's taxonomy places the organism in Eukaryota, Oomycota, Saprolegniomycetes, Saprolegniales, Verrucalvaceae. Bases 1 to 744 code for a protein of 247 amino acids.